Messenger RNA from Seminavis robusta, 936 nucleotides. Lineage: Eukaryota; Bacillariophyta; Bacillariophyceae; Naviculales; Naviculaceae. The record is from the annotation of a GenBank genome assembly.
UCUAUCGAUCUAUCUAUCUAUCUAUCUAUCUAUAUCUAUAGCUCUAUCUAUCUAUAGCUCUAUCUACUAAGUACGAAAAGAUGACACAACAAGAACACGCUCCUGCCAUGAAGCUAAAAGAAGAAGAGGAAAAAGAAGAAGAAAAAGAAGAAAUUGGAGCAGAAGAAAAAGGAGGAGUGGUACCCCAUCCACCUAGUGAUCCCAAAGAAGAGGAUGAGAAUGAUGAGAAUGAUGACAAUGAUCAGAAUCAAGUAAUGGACUUGGAAGACAUGUUUCCGUCACAUCGCACAUUUCGUGCCCGAGACGAAGACGAAUGGAGACAAACGUGGCGGAGUGAUCAAAUCACCUGUGCUCCCAUUCUCUGCAUGGCAGGACUCAUUGUGUCUGUACUUGUCAUUGCGGGAUUAAUUGUCUUUUUUACCACCCGAAAUGAUGAUACAGAUACACAACAACAACCACAACAAGCAAUAGAAAUAGAAACAGAAACCAUUAUGCCAACAACAACAACAGAAGUGCCCUGAUUCCAAUCAAUCAAACCAGAAGAAACACAAGGAUUUCUUCUUUUUUAAUAAUGACAAUCUGCAAACAAAACACCAGUGGAAUCUUUUUCUACUACGAUACUACACUAUGAAAAGAUGGAGGUGAUCAUAUAUUAUAUAUGGCGAGGAGGAGACAGUACAAUUCCAAGAAUCCACCCAGACUAGACUUUACAUCAGAUCAUCAUCCAUCUACUGAUGGAUGUAAUGUCAGGAAGGUUGGAUUUUGGAUUGGGCUGCUCUGCUCUGCUCAAGAAACCAUCAAACGAAUGAAAGCUACAUUUUAUUUCAUAUCAUUGCGAACAACUAGCUAGUCUACAACCAACUACAGCAUCCAUGCACCCAAUAAUGUUGCCAGCUAAACAUAAUAGCUAACUAGAAUAGAACACCAUACACUAUC